Molecule: messenger RNA, 2076 nt
Organism: Abrus precatorius (Indian licorice)
Lineage: Eukaryota; Viridiplantae; Streptophyta; Magnoliopsida; Fabales; Fabaceae
Exons: 7
Coding region: 1-2076 (691 amino acids)
Molecular function (GO): protein binding
Source: RefSeq, a predicted model, not a curated record
AUGAAUGUGAUGGAGAGGAAAUUAGAAAUAGAGAGAAUGGGAGAAACUUCAUUAUUUGAUGAUAAAAUGAAGGAUGCUCAAAAAGCUGCCAUGAGAAAUCAGUGGCAAGAGUUCAAGAAAAUAAUGAAGGAAGAUAAGAAAAAUCUACUUGAGUGGUUUGACCUAUUUGGGAACACUGCCCUCCAUGUUGCAACUCGUUCUAACAAUCCACAACUCCUCAAAGAGUUACUAGAAAUGGUACCAAAAGAAGAAAGGUGGCAAGCUUUGUGCAAGGGGAAUCGUGAAGGAAACACUAUUCUACAUGAUAUUGUAUUUUGCAAAAAAGUGAAAAUGGCAGAUGUUGUUUUUGAAUUUGAAAAGGAUCUACAACCAUGGCCAAAGGAAGAAGUUUCUGAACAAAAUAAGGGGUCACUAAUUGAGUUUACAAACCACAAAGGUGAAACCCCUUUGUUUAGGGCUGCAAAGUAUGGGAAGCUAAAGAUGCUCAAGCAUAUGGCCAAGUAUAUAGCCAUACAUGAUUUAGGAGACAUUCGAAAUCAUUUUCAUAGAGCUGACAAUUAUUCUGCUCUUCACGCUAGUGUGAUUGCCCAAUAUUUUGAUGUUGCACUUUGGCUAGUAAGAAUAGACAAAGAACUUGCUACGGAAAAGAAUCAGAAGGGAUUUACAUGUCUUCAGCUACUUUCCAAAAUGCCACAAGUUUUCCGUAGUCACACUCCCAUGGGAUUAGUAAAGAGUCUCAUAUACCAUUUGCUUCCUGACGAAGGAUAUGAAAUUGAAGAUGACGAAAGCCUUCAUUUAUUUAAACAUAAGAGAGAUUUAGAGAAUGGGAAAAUAGACGAAAGAAGAAUUCCCAAAUCAGCUAUUUCAAAGAUCAACUAUGGAUUUUGGAAACGCUUUGCAAAAGAGUUUGAUGGGAUUGAUCAAAUGUGGAAGCAAAAGAAAAAGCACAUGUUAGCAGAAUGUUUGGCAGAUAUUUUAGUGCAAAUGGACUUAUCAUGGCAGAUAUCCUAUAAUGAUUAUAAAAAGACAUUGAUAGUAAUGCCACCUCUUCCCUUUAAUGUGGCCAAAAGGAGAAAGCAAAUUGAAUGUAAGAGGCAAGAGAGUCAAGUGAAUUUUGAAGAGUCUCUUACUUACAGUUACACACCACUACUCUUAGCAGCUAGUUUUGGAAUUGUAGAAAUUGUUGAGAAAAUCCUUCAUAUGACUCCUGGGGCUAUUUGUCAUGUUACAAAGGAUGGGCAAAACGUACUACACAUGGCCAUCAAACACCGCCAAAAGGAAAUCUUUAGAAUCUUGAAAAGAAAAAAAGCACUUAAAGCAUUGGUUGCUAGAAUCACUGAGGAAGGCCGUACAAUCUUGCAUCAAGUUGCAAGGAUGGAUUAUUACAAAGGAAGCCACUUAGCUGGAGUGGCAUUUCAAUUACAAGAUGAGUUGCGUUGGUAUGAUAAAGUAAGAAGAAUAGUUCCUCAUCACUACUACAUGCAUUGUGACAAAGAUGGACAAACAGCAGGAGAUGUUUUGGAGCUUGAACAUGAUGAAAUGCUUAAAAAUGCACAAAAAUGGUUAAAGGAAACAGCUCAAUCAUGUUCCACUGUUGCUGUUCUUGUUGCCACUGUUGUGUUCGCUGCAGCCUACACCAUUCCUGGUGGAACUGAAGGAGGUACUCCUGUGUUCCUUCGUUCACCCGUUUUUCUCUUUUUCACUGUCAUGGAUGUUGUGGCUCUUGCUACCUCACUAGCUUCAGUGGUCAUGUUCCUUUCAAUCCUCACAUCUCCAUGUGAAUUGUGGGAUUUUCACAAGUCUCUUCCAAGAAAAUUGAACUUGGGUUUUGCUAUGUUGUUCUUCUCAUUGAUGACAACAAUGCUAGCAUUUAGUGCAACCAUGUUGCUAACGAUUAGAUUGGAAUGGAAGAAAUGGAGCUCAACUUUGAUAUAUAGUGCUGCUUUUUUUCCUGUCACUGUGUUUGCAAUAAUUCAAUUUCCUGUUUAUGUGAUGGCUGAAAACUCGGUCAAGCUGCUUGGGAAGCAAGUUAAGAAGGUUUGGGUUGUCUUGAUUAAGUGUGUUAUGUAUGGAUGA